This is a messenger RNA of Darwinula stevensoni, 1506 nucleotides long. NCBI's taxonomy places the organism in Eukaryota, Metazoa, Arthropoda, Ostracoda, Podocopida, Darwinulidae. The record is from the annotation of a GenBank genome assembly.
AUGGAAACCGUUCUGGGAGAGUCUCCUCCAAAGGAACGAAUGAAGACCAUCGAGGAUUGGACAGGAUUUCGCCGACGAAUCCUCUACGGAUGCCACCCAAGAAGACAAAAACAAGGAGAACGAUGCGAGAAGCAACAGCCGGCGUGCCGCGCAGACAAAACCACCACUACAAGGACCCAUCUCCAGAGCGGAUCCGCAAAACUUCACGGCGACGAGCGAGGAGCACACGUUCACCUCCAGACACAGCAAGAGGGAAGGUUGAGUUUGGUUGGGAUGACGGUUAAGAUCGUGAGACAUCAAGGAAUAUUGGCACUCUAUAAUGGACUCAGCGCCUCUCUUCUCCGACAACUUUCGUACUCCACCGUGAGAUUCGGAAUUUAUGAAGUGACGAAGCAGUCCAUCUCUCAACCAGGUGAGGCUAUACCAUUUUACAUUCGUGUGGGGAUGGCAGCAGUAGCAGGAGCGUGUGGAGGCUUCCUGGGAACGCCUGCCGAUAUGGUAAACGUGCGUAUGCAGAACGACAUCAAGCUCCCCCUAAACAAGAGGAGGAACUACAAGCAUGCCGUGGAUGGGCUUUUCCGUGUGUAUAAAGAAGAAGGUGUUCAGCGACUCUUCUCAGGUGCAACAGCAGCCACUGCCAGGGCGGUUCUUAUGACUGUUGGCCAAAUUUCUUUCUACGAUCAGAUCAAGCAGAUUCUUCUUGGAACUGAAUAUUUUCGAGACAACAUCAUCACACAUUUCACCAGUAGUCUUGCAGCUGGUGCCAUUGCCACUACAAUGACACAGCCAUUAGAUGUGAUCAAGACCAGGGCUAUGAAUGCCAAGCCUGGAGAAUUUCAGAACAUGUGGGGGCUCAUUGUCUACACUGCCAAGCUGGGACCCUUAGGGUUCUUCAAGGGCUACAUCCCUGCAUUUGUGAGAUUGGCGCCUCAGACAAUCCUAACUUUCAUCUUCUUUGAGCAGCUUCGACUACACUUUGGGAAAGAAGUCCAGUAGUUCCUUUAUAGUCUUUCCAUCUGAUUUUUGUAAUUUUUUCUUGUUGGACAUUUGUACCCUGUAUCAGUUAGAUCUGGAUGUGAAACUUUGGAUCUGAGAUAUUCUUAGUGAUUCUUCUUUGUUCAUACUGUUUGCACUUGUUUCAAAGUGUAUCAAGAGAUUCAAUUGAAACUGGAAAGAUGACUUAGAGCACUCAACUUCUUUAUUUCACUGUGAAGCGUGAUGGAAGUUCAAGAAUCAAAAGCAACACCUCACACGAAUGGUAUUCCUCUUGUGGGUUAGAGCUGGAAUGAGUUUCUGGAUCUCAUUGGGAAGUGCAAUAGAACUGUUGGGUGUGAUUUUUCUGAAUUAUGUCAGUAUUGGGUUUUAUGUAACCCCUCUUUUUUUUUAUCUUUAUUUUGUUGAGUACCUUCAAUGUAUAUGUGCAACUCCCUGCAAGAGUCCAAGAUUUAGAUUUCCUGAACUACUCCCCUUAUUAACUAAAUGAAAGGCUCAUAUGAAAUACAAGGA